AUGGAGAAGAACAAUGUAACCACUUUAACUCUGAUCCACCUCUUAGGAUUUCAGAUUGCGCACAAUCUAACGUUUUUCAUCUUUAUUCUUCUCCUCAUAAUUUAUUGUGUGACAAUAUGUGGAAACCUCCUGAUCAUCACGCUGGUGUCCCACAGCAAAACCCUGCAUUCCCCCAUGUACUUCUUCCUCUCCCAGCUGUCCAUAUCAGAUAUCCUUCUGGCAACUGACAUUCUUCCUAACACGCUCCGUGUUGUUCUGAUGAAGGAGACAAUAAUAUCAUUUACUGAAUGCAUCACGCAGUAUUUUUUCUUUGCUCUCCCAGAAACUUUGCAGUGUCUUCUUCUGACAGUCAUGUGUUAUGACAGAUACUUGGCCAUCUGUAAACCAUUGCAUUAUAACCUAACAAUGAACUUUGAGUUCUGCUGCAAAAUGGUCAUCGCGUGUUGGGUUUUAUGUGUUGCUGUAGUAUUGACUCACACUUUACCAAUAUCACAGCUAAAAUUCUGUGGUCCUAAUGUAAUGGAUCAUUUUUUCUGUGAUCUUGAUCCAAUCCUAAAACUCUCCUGUUCUGACACAACCAUUGUUCAACUUGAAGUGACAUUGCUGAGUUUUUUACUUGUUGUUAUCCCUUUCUUUAUUAUUAUUGUAUCAUACGUUUAUAUAUUGAUUACCAUUUUUAAAAUCCAGUCAGUUACUAGCAGGCAAAAGGUUUUCUCAACGUGCAGUUCCCACCUGACUGUUGUUUGCAUUUAUUAUGGUACUCUUGUUUUUGUUUACCUAAUACCUCGUAGUGGACAGUCAUGGAAUAUCAUGAAAUUCCUGUCAUUGCUGUACACUGUAGCCACCCCUCUGAUGAAUCCAAUUAUAUACAGUCUGAGAAAUAGGGACUUGAAAAGGGCUCUAGAUAAAAUUAUUAACCACUGUUUGCACUUGCUUUUCAGUAAGUAA
Nanorana parkeri is the source of this 948-nucleotide messenger RNA. RefSeq names its product olfactory receptor 476-like. Gene Ontology annotation, cellular component: membrane. The record is from RefSeq and is a predicted model, not a curated record. The coding region runs from base 1 to 948 and encodes 315 amino acids. Gene Ontology annotation, biological process: G protein-coupled receptor signaling pathway. The transcript has a single exon. Gene Ontology annotation, molecular function: G protein-coupled receptor activity; olfactory receptor activity. Lineage: Eukaryota; Metazoa; Chordata; Amphibia; Anura; Dicroglossidae.